AUGUCCUCCAAUGACCAGCCAUGGUGGAAGGAACAGGAAGAAAUAGUCAUAUCCGGAGUUUCCGGAAGAUUUCCACGAUGUGAGAACGUGAAUGAAUUUGGAGAUCUGCUACUUCAAGGAGAAGAUCUCAUCACAGAAGACGAUCUCAGGUGGCCACCUGGUUUCUACGAUCUGCCGAAACGACAUGGCAAGCUCAAGGAUCUCAAGAAGUUCGAUGCGCAGUUCUUCUCUGUGACUCCGAAGCAAGCAAACUUCAUGGACCCUCAAGUCCGCAUCCUUCUUGAGGUGGCCUGGGAAGCGAUGGUCGACGCAGGGUUCAAGAAGGCUCUUGUGCAUAUUCGCUCUGCUAAUCCGUUGAUUUCAGGAAUCAAUCCAAUAGACUUACGUGGGUCGCGCACUGGAGUGUUUGUUGGAUGUUCCGCUUCGGAGACUUCCGGUGCUCUCACCCAAGAUCCGGAGACGGUCACCGGCUACACUCUAACCGGAUGCGUUCGAUCGAUGUUCUCGAACCGUAUCUCAUACACAUUCGAUCUACAAGGACCGUCAUUCUCGGUCGAUACAGCCUGUUCUAGUUCCUUGCUGGCUCUUCAGCUAGCUGUCGAUGCUAUUCGUCAAGUACUGUUACAUUUAGACUUGGCAAGAGUUGAUGCAGUAUCGAAUUUGCCUUUUCAGAAGCAGUGCGAUGCCGCCAUCGUGGCUGGGGCUCACCUGACCCUCACUCCCACUGCAGCCUUACAAUUCCUCCGUCUGGGAAUGCUCACCGAAAAGGGCAGUUGUCGUUCCUUCGACGAUUCCGGAGACGGAUACUGUCGUACUGAAGGAGUGGCAGCUAUAUUCAUCCAGCGGAAGUCGAAGGCCAACCGCAUCUACGCCACCGUGCUCCAUGCCAAAUCUAACACUGACGGGUACAAGGAACAGGGUAUCACAUUCCCAUCUGGCGAACGUCAGGCUCAGUUGCUUGAGGAAGUUUACAAUGAAGCUGGAGUCGAUCCCAACAGCGUUUACUACGUGGAAACCCAUGGAACAGGAACCAAAGUUGGAGAUCCUCAAGAAGCUAACGCGAUAUGCCAAGUUUUCUGCUCAAAUCGCAAGGAACCACUUCUCAUUGGAUCCGUCAAAUCUAACAUGGGCCAUGCAGAGCCCGCGUCCGGUCUCUGCUCUAUUGCGAAGGUUCUUGUCGCAAUUGAGCGUAAAUUAAUUCCACCAAACCUUCACUUUAACACACCCAACCAGUAUAUCCCUGGUCUUACUGAUGGUCGAUUGAAAGUUGUAACUGAACCUACUCCUCUUCCUGGAGGUGUCAUCGGUAUCAAUUCCUUUGGAUUUGGAGGCUCUAACACUCACGUCAUCCUCAAAGCGCCUGAUCAUUCUGCUCCACCUUUGAGCGAAGUACCAUUCACAAAAAUCCUCACAUACUGCGGUAGAACCCAAGAUGCCGUGCAGUACGUCUUCAGCGUUGUGGAGAAUAAUGUCAAUGACGGCUACUUGCAAGCCCUUCUUGCGAACCAGGCCAAUUUACCAGCGAAAGACACGCCGUUCAGAGGGUAUAUGCUCAUAAAUCGUGGAGGUGACCAGCCACCCCUCAAGGAUGUACAGAAGGUAUCUAUCACUGAACCACGUCCAAUCUAUUUCAUCUACUCGGGUAUGGGUUCGCAAUGGCCUGGAAUGGCGCAAAAUCUCAUGAUGAUUCCUGUGUUUGACGAAUCGCUGCGUGCUUCAAGCAAAACGUUGGAAGAAUUUGGAUUGGAUGUCUAUGGCAUGCUUUGCAACUCUGAUCCAUCCCAGUAUCAAAAUAAUACUUUGAAUUGUAUGCUUGCUAUCACUGCCAUACAAAUAGCUUUGACAGACCUGCUGUUCUCGCUCGGAGUGACUCCUGAUGGUAUCAUUGGUCAUUCUACUGGUGAGAUGGGUUGUGGUUAUGCUGAUGGAGGCAUCACUCGUGAACAGACCAUGCGUCUCGCAUAUCAUCGCGGUACCACGAUGAUGAAGCACAAAGAGAUCAAGGGAGGAAUGGCCGCUGUUGGGCUUACAUGGGAGGAAGCUGCAGCACAAUGCCCUGAAGGUGUCGUACCAGCAUGCCAUAAUGGAGCCGAUUCCGUCACUAUCUCCGGAGAUGGCGAGAAAGUAUUGAAGCUUUGUGAACAGCUGAAGGAGAAGGGCAUUUUCGCCAAGUCCGUCGACUCCUCCGGGAUACCAUUCCACUCUCCAAUGAUGGCACGAGUCAAGGAGCCUAUGCUCCAGGCGAUGCGCACGGCUGUGCCUGAACCAAAACCAAGAUCCUCUCGUUGGAUUUCUACCUCUAUUCCCGAGAAGGAUUGGGAAAGCGAGCUUGCUAGCACUUGCUCUGCCGACUACCAUGUGAACAAUGCCAUCUCACCCGUUUUGUUCUACGAAGCGCUGCAAAAGAUACCCCCAAGUGCGGUGACAAUCGAGCUGGCGCCACAUUCCCUGAUGCAAGCCAUUCUGCGUCGAUCUCUACAGAAAACUGUUAGCAACAUAGGUUUGAUGAACAAGCCUAAGACCGAGAACGAGAACGAGUUGGAGACGUUCCUGCAGUCGCUCGGUAAAAUCUACCAAGCUGGAGUGAACAUCCGCGUCGAGGACCUGUAUCCUGGUGGACGAUUCAAGGGUGUAGUGCCAAGAGGAACACCUAUGAUCGGCCCGAUGUGGAAGUGGGACCAUUCUCAAGACUGGCCCGUCAUCGAUGGCCGUCACAUGGCCGCUGCUGGAGGUGGCGGACUCGCCGUAUCCGCUUCCUAUCAUAUCGAUCCGUUCUCGGCAGAUUCCAAAGAGUCCUAUCUGCUUGAUCACUGCAUCGAUGGCCGCGUGUUGUAUCCGUUCACUGGCUAUCUAGUGCUAGCUUGGAAGACCCUGGCCAAGCUCAAUGGAGUUGACUUUCAGAAAACAGCUGUUGUUUUCGAGAACAUCAAUGUCUACUCAGCUACUAUUCUAACAAAGCCAAUCAAGCUCGAUUGUGUUGUGACACCCGGAAAUGGCAUGUUUGAAAUCCUUUCGGAGGAACAAGUGGCUGCUUCUGGAAGGAUUUACAUCCCUGAGGAGAACCAGCCAUUCUACUACGGCAAGCUCAGUGACAUUCGCACUUCAGAGAUUGCAGAUAGAAUCGAGCUCGACACUGAGGACGCUUACAAGGAGUUCCUUUUGCGGGGCUACGAAUACGGACAAGCUUUCCGUGGAAUCUACAAAACGUGCAAUUCUGGCGAGCGUGGAUAUCUGUACUGGACUGGCAAUUGGGUAACCUUCCUCGACUCACUGCUCCAGACGGCUUUGCUAGCGGAACGUGCUGACACUCUUCGUCUCCCGACUCGAGUCCGCCAUCUUCGCAUCGACCCUGUGAAACAUUUAGAGCACCUCAUUGAAAAGGACGGUAUCCAGGUGUUCGAGCUGCGUAAUGAUCAUGCGACAAAUGGUUGCAUCGCCGGAGGAGUUGAAUGCUGUGAUCUGACCGCUCACACUGUUUCGAGACGCCUGCAGACUUCUGGACAGCUUUACCAUGAGCGCAUCUACUUCGUGCCGCAUUACGAUGACCAGUGCAUGAAGGAUGUCCCUAAGGAUAAGGAGUUCCUCAUUCAGUACUCAACUGCGCUAAAAUAUGUUGUCGCUCGUGGUCUUGCGCAAUGGGAUAAGGCGGGUAUCCUGAAGAAAAUGACCAACGGCGCCCUGCUGAAGGUCGCACUCGAUGCUCUGAAACCUUAUGGAGGAAAUGAAAUCACGGAAACUACGCUACAAACGUUUAUGGAUGACAGUAGAUGCCCAAUCUUGCACGCAUUCCAUGAGAUCUUCAAUCUGAACUUCACCGACGACAUGAUCGCCUCGGACUUCGAGGAGUUGGUGGUGAACAAGCUGAAGCCGCUCAGGGCUGUGUUCGACUGCGAUCGUCUAUGGGCAGCGGCACUGCUUGAGGACCGCGUUAUCAAAACCAUACAGGACAUCUGCAUCGAAAACUCCGCUGGACACAAUGCCAAGAUGUGUGCUGUGGAGCUGAACUCGUUCGAGCAGCUGAAACAAUGCGUCGAGUCCAACCUGUCUCAUCCACUUCUGGAGAUCGAACAUCUUGCUGUUGGUCCAAAUGUCGAUCAACUGGACGACAAUUCUCUUGAGCAAGUUGGAGCUCGUAAAGUACGCCUGACUAUCGAUGAGAAUUUCACCGGACAUAAUGAUGCCAAAAAUAACGACUAUCUCCUCGUUGACAAAGUCUUGUGCAGGAAAGAGAAUCCGGCUGCUUACCUGAAUUCGUUGAAACAUCUCUUGCGUGAUGACGGUUUCAUAAUUGUGGUGGAGGUCACGUCUGACUACGAGCUGGCUUUCGUAAUCCAAGGUCUGUUUGGCCAGGAAGUGUCUGUCACGAAAGAGCGACAGUUUGGCACCUACUUCUCGCACGAGGAGCUGUUGAAACUGUUCAGCGAAACUGGCUUCAAGCUAUGCAACUAUCAGCGUGACCCGUCGCUGAUGACAACAUCGUACAUCAUUCGCAAGACGCCUUCUGUUCCACGAGAUCCUGUUUUCAUCGACGUUGACGACGUCAAGGAGUUCACCUGGAUCGAGCCAUUGCAGAAGGUCAUUGAAGAGCGUCUCAAUGAACCAGACAGCAAGACAAUCUGGCUCAUGAACACAAAGGUGCGCAAUAAUGGUGUGAUCGGACUGGCUCUCUGUUUCGUGGAGGAAAAUCUGAAAUCGAACCGAUUCCGCUCAAUUGUCGACAUAUCUUUGAAUAGGAAGCGACGUGAAGGACCGGCAGAAAUUAAGCUCGGUGAUCCGAAGAUACAGAAAUUGAUAGACCUUGACCUGCAUGCUAACAAUUACAAGGACGGUGUAUGGGGCUCGUUGCGGCAUUUCGUCGUUAAA
Messenger RNA from Cylicostephanus goldi, 4863 nucleotides. Lineage: Eukaryota; Metazoa; Nematoda; Chromadorea; Rhabditida; Strongylidae. The record is from the annotation of a GenBank genome assembly.